GAAAACCGUUAUUUAGAGUCGCGCACGCGAGCUGCUUGAUGCGCUCUCGCGCAGCUGGGACCCUGUUGUCGUUAGUCUUCUCUGUCAGGUGGAAAUUUCCAGUCAGACUAAAAAUUUCUAGACUUUUCUGUCUGGAAUGUCAGUUUAAUACGAGUAAAAAAGGUGGAAUGCUGUCUGAAUGUCUGUGCAGAACCUAUCAGCGAGUCUUGGGAUGAAUCUGAAGUCGAUGAGAACGUGUUAAACUGUUAAAGAUCAACACGUUCAUUAGAAAUGGGACCGGAAGACGUCCAUCAGAUGGAGCAAGCGCAAAACUCCAAGGGCUUUAGGGUUGUUCUCUGUCUCUGUCCCCCAGAACGCACAGAAAUGCGAACAGCAGAAACGAGAGCCUCCAUAAGAGUUAUCGGGAUGAACAGAGUGACUGUUGACACUGGCAGGGGUCACAGGCCGCACGUCCUGGAUUUUGAUGCUGUUUGGAGUGAAGGGGCUUCGCCAAAAGAUAUCUAUGAUUCAACGACAAAGUCCUUGGUGGAGUAUGUGAUGAAGGGUUAUAAUGGCUGUGUUAUAUUGUAUGGACAGUCCACCAGCGGAGAGACACACCCAGCUCAAGCCUGCACUGCCAGACAGAGAGGCAUCAUCAGCCGUACUGCUGAGGACAUCUUUAAUUCUCCAGAAGCUUCUCAUUGCAGAGUCAGAGUGUCCUGUUAUCACAUCUCUAAUGAAAAGAUUUACGACCUCUUGGAGCCUCAGGUGAGUGAGGUGUGUCGUAUCCACGACACAGAGGAAGUGGUGCUCCUGGAGGGGCUGAGAGAGCUGGAGGUCGGUUCCACUCAGGAACUGAUGGACAUGUACCACAGUGGAAUCACUCACAGGAACACAGGUGUCUCUAAAGGAGAUUUUGCCAGCAAAUCUCACAUGGUGUUCAACAUUAUGGUCAUAAAAACGAGAGGCAAGUCCGAUAAAGAAGGAGUUCUGAUAGCCAGCAAACUUACUCUGGUGGAACUUGCAAGUUCAGGCAAAUCUGCAUACAACAGUUCUUCAGCUCUGGAUAUGAGAAGAAGUUUCCACGUGGCACAAGAAAACCUUCAGGAGGCCAAAACAAUUAAAAGAUCUCUUACAAUCUUUAGAAAUGUGAUAUAUUCUCUGAGCAAUACAGGCAUUCAACACAUUCCCUACAGAGAGUCCAAACUCACUCGUGUUCUGAGAGAUUGUCUCGGAGGAAACUGUCGGACAUGUCUCAUGGUCACAGUGCCAACCCAGUCGUCCUCCGUAACAGAGACUAUGAGCUGCCUUCAGUUUGCCGCACAGGCUUUAAACGUACCUUCACGGCCCAUACACAGCUCCCAGAUCCGCUACACACCCGCACAGGUGCCAAACAUGUGGGCAACAGAAAAGAACAGUCUUCUUCUUAAUAGAACACAGAUCCUCCCACCGGUCAGUGCUGAUCGAAGACAGUCUCAAGCCUCCUUGCCAUCAAUUGUGACUAGUGCAGGACCUCUCACUCAACUCAAACCCAAACGCAGCCUGGAGGUUUCAGAGAACCGCUCCUUCUUACCACACCUAGAGAAACACAGACCACCAGAACCAAGCGGAUAUCACAGCAGCGGAUCUCGGAUUACAGAGGAAAAGUAUGGAGCAGCGGAUGUGUGUGUCAUGAAAAGUGCCAUCCCGCUUUCCCGAUGCCUCUCUGGGUCUGUUUUUGCGGAGCCCCUUCACUGCCACUCUGCUGAGAAACCUUUAUCCUCACUCAGCUCCUCAUCUAUCCCUUCUUUUCUGUCAGAGUGCCCCAACUGCAAACAGGAACGAAAGAUCAGAGAGGAAUACGACAAAUUUAUCAUUCAGGUGAAGAGAGACCGUGACAGCCUGAGCCAGAGAGUGACAGAGCUGGAAAAAGAGCUGAAGAUCAUAACAGGGGAGCAGCGAGAACACGAAAGGGCGGAGAAAGACGAGCGAAGAGCAGAGAGAGACUUCGGAAGACAGGAGACAGCAAAUAUAAGUAACGAAACAGAGAAUGUAAAAGAGACUGGAGAGGAAAUAAGACAGAUCAGUAAACACAGAGAUGAAAGAGAAAAAGACAAUAUCGAGAAAGAGGUGAUUGAUAAAAGUCAGCACAGUGAGACAGAACAGACGUUUGGAGAAAGAGACGAAGAAAGACAGAGAAGAGAGGAAAGAGAAGGAGAAAAGGAGAAUGACUUGACUAGAAAGGAAUCUCUUAGCACCUCACAUGGAGUAACAGAGGUGCCAAAAAAUGCUGAGGAGAAACUACUAUCUGAGCUGCACAGCUUCAAAAAGGAGUAUGAAGGACUGAGGAAGAGUGCAGCCCUGUCUAUCACACAGCUUCAACAAGAAAAGGCUGAGCUGGUCUCUCACACAGAUGAUGCCAAAAGCUGCUAUGAAAGAGUUUGUUUAGAGAAUGCAGAGCUAAAAGCAAAACUUGAAGCCCUCCUGAAAGACGCUAACUCUAGACCAAGCUCGGGUUGCAACGGUGACACAGACGCACACAGCUCAAGUGCACACACAAGCGUGCACAACUCACACACGGACACACGCUCUUCACACACACACACCGUUACCACUAACACGGAAAUGCUUGUUGUGUCGCAAAGCGUUUGCCAACAGUGCACCAGUGAUCUUCCUCAAGAUAAAGGGAAUAAGUGUCGCUUUACCUCAUGCUCUGGCUUCCAAGAAUCAUUCGAACCACCUGAGCCGACUUCACACACCUGCCGAUGUGAAUCAGCACUACACAAACCCAACCGCUACAAACAACUAAGGAGGGAGCACAGCCUGUUGCUGGACGUAAUGCUCGUGCUGUACAGAAGAGAGUGGUUCCUGCAGGACGCCAUGCCGUACGUCAGACGCACUCUCAAAAAAUGCGGCCUGAGUCUGGAUGACUCAGACUGAAGGGUCUGUUUUCUGUGCUCGUGGGAGAACGAGAUCAAAUCUGAUUAGUUAAAAAAAUGUUUAUUUGUGUAGAGAUUCCAUUUUGAUCUCAGUGCUGCUUUUAAUACCGUAGUUCAUAACAUGAUGAUUUCUGCUCUCAGCUGGUGGUGAUUCAGAUUUGUGACACACACACACACACACACACACACACACACACACACACACACACACACACACACACACACACACACACACACACACACACUAGCACUGCAUCUAUGAAACUGGGUGAUCUUCUGGGAUCGCCCUUUGGCGUUGUGCUUUAUUAUUUAAAUGCUAAUUUUGGGCAUUCUAUUUUUGUAAUACUGCUCCAAGAGAAAGCUGCACUUUCUCAUGCCUUUAUAACCGUUUCUCUGGAUUACUGUAAUUCGUUUUUGUGGGAAUUCCAUUCCAAUUCAUUAUUUAUUCAGGCUUCUUCCUCCCCUACCUACAGUACAGUUACAGGGUUGGACAAAAAUCACUGGCCCAGAACAACCAUCACAAACAGAUUAUAUGCAGUUCGUUCUAGAUAUAGCGAUUUCCAGUGUUUUUGUUUUUUUUUCUUUGCUCAAAUAACAAGCCGAAAAAGCAAAAACAUUUUCUUACAGUUACUGUAUCCUCAAUCCCAUUGAACACUUUUUUUUGGAUGAACUGCAAUGCCACCUGCUUCCAAAGACCUCCUCGUUCCUGACCUCAUUAAUGUUCUUGUGGCUGAAUGAACAUAAAUCCCCACAGCCACUCAACAAAAUUGAGAGGAAAGCAUUCCCAGGAGAGUGGAGCCCAUUAUAACAGCAAAGAACGACUGGGUUGGGAUGUUUAGCAAGCUCUUAUAUGACUGGUAUGGUGUCUAUGUACUUUUAGCAAUAUAGUGUAACUCUUUUCAUGGUACAUUGAUGGUAAUUGUAAUGAGAGAAAAUGAAGUUUUAAAUAAACUCAGAUUUAAAUAACAUCA
Tachysurus fulvidraco (yellow catfish) is the source of this 3868-nucleotide messenger RNA. Its product is annotated as kinesin heavy chain. The transcript has 21 exons. Gene Ontology annotation, cellular component: kinesin complex; microtubule. The coding region runs from base 271 to 2898 and encodes 875 amino acids. Gene Ontology annotation, biological process: axon guidance; anterograde dendritic transport of neurotransmitter receptor complex; synaptic vesicle transport. The record is from RefSeq and is a predicted model, not a curated record. NCBI's taxonomy places the organism in Eukaryota, Metazoa, Chordata, Actinopteri, Siluriformes, Bagridae. Gene Ontology annotation, molecular function: ATP binding; ATP hydrolysis activity; microtubule binding.